UUUUUUUUUCAACAGGACCCAUAAUGUUCACAAGAUGGCCGCUGGUAGCUUUGUUAUGUUUGACGACGAUUGCAGCGCUCCUAACGUGGCAAGAAGUGUCUGCUCGCAGUGAUAAUGUUACCGGCAACGAUAUAUCGAAAGCACACAUUCAUAAAAGGGAAGACAAUCCACCUCAUGGAGGACACAAGAAACAUUCAGAAUCGAAUGAAACCGCUGGCGUUGAUUUGGUCGAACUGAAGUUCGAGGAAGUUGAGAGUCCGUUUAUCGUCUGCUGCGUGGUGCUCAUUGCGGCCCUCAGCAAACUCGGUUUCCAUUAUUCAAACUUUUUGUCAUCAAUUGUUCCAGAAUCAUGUAUGCUCAUCCUCGUCGGUACCAUUGUUGGUGCUAUUAUACAUUUUACUAAUAUCGCAUCAGAGCUUCCGAGGUUCUUCACUCCUCAUCAGUUUUUUAUCUAUCUGCUGCCUCCAAUCAUUCUCGAAGCAUCUUACAGUCUAAACGACAAGGUCUUUUACGAAAAUCUUGGAAGUGUCUUGAUAUUUGCUGUUGUAGCUACCAUACUUAAUUUUUUAUUCAUCGGUUUAACUCUCUAUGGAUUGGCAGUUAUUGGAGCGAUGGGAGAAAUUACUAUACAGUUCAUCCCAAUUCUGGUCUUCAGCUCCCUAAUUGUUGCAGUAGAUCCUGUUGCUGUACUGGCAGUCUUUCAAGAAAUGGGUGUUAAUAGUGUUUUAUACUUCCUAGUGUUUGGAGAAUCUCUCUUAAACGAUGGUGUUACUGUUGUUUUGUAUAACGUGAUGCAAACCUACAACGAAAUGGAUGUCAUACAUGGAGAGCAGGUGGCGCUCGGUGUGGCUAAGUUUUUCGUCGUCUGCAUCGGAGGCUUUUCUAUGGGCACCCUAGUUGGGUGCAUAUGUGCUGUCAUUACAAAAUUCACCUCCAGCGUUAAAGUGUUGGAACCACUGACCAUCUUUUCUCUCGCUUUCCUCUCGUAUCUUCUGGCUGAGAUGUUUGCAUUUUCCGGUAUAAUCAGCCUCAUCGGAUGUGGUCUCAUACAGGCGCAGUACGCGUUCAACAACAUCACUCGUAAAUCGAAAACUACUGUAAAAUACUUCGCCAAAGUAGCCAGUACAGCUACAGAAAUUGUGAUAUUUCUGUUCCUGGGCUUAGCAUUGGUUGAACCAAACCAUGAAUGGCAUACAGGUUUUGUUCUAUGGACCAUAUUCCUCUGCUUGAUAUACCGUUUUAUCAUUGUGUAUAUUAUCACAUUUCUCCUCAACAAUUUGGAUAUGUAUCGCGUCAGGAAAGUAGGAUACGAUGAACAGUUUAUCAUGAGCUACGGUGGAUUGAGAGGAGCCGUCUGCUUUUCCCUGGUUGCCACCUUAGACCCUAGUAAAUAUCCACUCAGAAAUCUCUUUGUCACAACCACUUUAACAGUCGUCAUCUUUACAGUUUUCAUUCAGGGAAUAACUAUAAAACCAUUGGUGAAGCUAUUACAGAUUAAAAUGGCGCCAGAAAAAACAUUAAAUUUAUUCCAAGAGCUCAAUGAUCAUGCAACAGACCACAUCAUGGCAGCGAUAGAAGAUAUUGUUGGAUGCCGUGGCAAAUACUCCUGGAAGGAAAUCAUUGAUUACGUACAUGAAGGAUACCUCAAAAAAUGGCUCCAGAGAGAGCCGUCUGGAGUUGAUGCUGAAAUUAAAGCCAUUUAUGAAAAAGUAGCUCUAAGGGACCAUUUUGACCAGUUAUAUCUAGGAGGUGCCAAAAAUAUUCCGUUGUCUGAAGGAAUCCUUACUCCGCUGUUAGAUCCGUUAGAAAAGCUCAGAAACGACGUCGAUUCGAAACUAUUAAUGGUGGAGCUUGAACCACGACAGAUUGACUCUCCGAAGAGAAGCGUUUUGAAUCGAAGAUUAACUCUUGCAAAUCUUCCGUCAAAUUCAGAAUUGAAAAAGAUUUUGGACCAUUCCAGUUCAAGAGAUCUCUACCACAGUGCUAACUAUGACAGAAAUCUGACCCAUGAUGAGUACACUGACAUACGUCAUCACAUACGGAUGAAGCACCGACGAACGAGUCGGAUGCUGGAAGCCCAUCACUUCAACAGCAGUCGAGCGCUGUCAUGGAACAGCAGCGCUUACGAUCCGUUUUAUGGUCGCACACCCAGCGAGCCAUGUACCGACAAAAUACGCCAGUACCGAAGGAACAGAACGUGUUCCCUAAACAGUUCCUCAUCAGAUCGAAAUUGGUCUUUCUCUAAUGAAUCUUCAAGUGGCAAACACAGUUCUCCGUUGUCUGUGGUUCCUGAAAGUCAAAGUGUCGUCGAGUCCGAAGAAGGAACAACGGUAUAUAAUAAUUUCUCCUAUGAACACGAUGCCGUUGAUGAUAGCCGUUCCUGUACCUCAGAGCCGACAACUCCCUCAAAGCAAACUGAUGUUGAACGUUCAAAUUCCAUAGGAAAAUACACAAAACAUAAACGACCAUCUGCAACCACUCAGGAAACAGAAAUAACGUUAUCAAUCGAUGAAGAUGUUAUAGACAUGCAUGAAAAACCGACAUGAUGAUUCAAAGCAAUCUUAAUUAAUACCUGGUCGUUAAUAUAUUUAGACUGGUUCGAAAAAUCGAAAUCAGUUUCUUCCUUUUGUUGUUUUAUAAACAAAAUAUAUUUUGUUUUGAUUUUUUUGAUUUUGAUUUUUCCAGUUUCAGCUAAUGAGCUGUGGCCAUGCUGGGGCACCGCCAUUAAAAUAAGCGUCCCCAUGCCGGGAAUCGAACCCGGGCCGCCUGGGUUUUUUUUUUUUUUUUUUGUGGGGUUUAUGAAGGGAAGACUUUUUUGUGAAGCAGGGAGGUUCACACUUACAAAACAAAACAAACAAAAAAAGGCUGUAAACAAACACACUCACACACAAAA
This is a messenger RNA of Octopus sinensis (East Asian common octopus), 2893 nucleotides long. RefSeq names its product Na(+)/H(+) exchanger beta. The coding region runs from base 24 to 2546 and encodes 840 amino acids. Gene Ontology annotation, cellular component: membrane. The record is from RefSeq and is a predicted model, not a curated record. Gene Ontology annotation, molecular function: sodium:proton antiporter activity. Gene Ontology annotation, biological process: sodium ion transport; proton transmembrane transport; regulation of pH. NCBI's taxonomy places the organism in Eukaryota, Metazoa, Mollusca, Cephalopoda, Octopoda, Octopodidae. The transcript is spliced from 23 exons.